AUGAGUAAACCGGAAAGUGUUAAAGGCGAAGAGUGCGUAAAUUAUGAAGGUAAUGUUGUUACUGCUAAAUCUGUUGGAGACCCAUGUAACUGCAGGUUCAAAUGCUUGGAAAAGAUUACUAAUGAGCAGCAGCUAGAGGCAUUUGAAAGAUUUUAUAAUAUAGCUACAAAGGACGAACAGGACUUGUAUUUACAGGGACUUGUUCAUGUUUCUAGUAUCAAAACUCGCCGCCCACGAGUACAACAAUUUAGGGAGAACAACAAACGUAACAGUAGUUUUAAAUAUUACGUACUGAUUGCAACUGAAAGAAAAAUGAUUUGUAAAAAGUCAUUCUUAUCUGUUUAUCUCAUCAGUAAUAAAAGAUUACAAAGUAUUCAGCAGUUGUUACAAGCAGGAGUUACGCCUACAGAUAAAAGAGGAAAACAAGAAUAUUUCAACAAAGCAAGAGUAUUUAAAGGGACCUUCAAGACCAUACAGAAUGAAUUAUUGGAGUGCAUGCUUGGCCCUUACCUUGGAAAAGGUGAUAAAGAAAAAAGUAAUUAUGUAGCUGUAAUUGCCGACUAA
Psylliodes chrysocephalus is the source of this 564-nucleotide messenger RNA. Lineage: Eukaryota; Metazoa; Arthropoda; Insecta; Coleoptera; Chrysomelidae. The record is from the annotation of a GenBank genome assembly.